GCCACGCCCAGCACCGACCUUGUUCCCGGGACGCGCCGCCGCCGCUCGGAGCGCGCUGAUCCCGCCGAUCCCCGAGCCGCCGCCGCAGAGGCCGACAUGAGCCCGUCCUUGCUGUGUUAGGGCUGCCCCUCCCCACGUCAGUGACCCCAGCCCCACGGUGACGAUGCGGGCCUGGAAGGCGGUGGCCAGCACGCUGGCGCUCAGCGGGGCCGAUGUCGUGGUCACCACGCUGCUCUACACGCACGGCCAGGGCGGCCGGAAUGUCCUGCAGGACCUGCGGCACUUCAACAUCUUCAACUCGCUGCUGGACAUCUGGGGGGGCUGCCUGUACCGCAGCUGCGUGCUGCUGGGCGCCGCCAUCGGCGUGGCCACCAACACGGCCUACGGGCCCCGGCGCCUCCGGGCCUCGCGCACCUUCAUCGCCGUCGUCUGCCUCCUCAUGGGCAUCUACAUGAUGGUGAAGCUGCUGCUCUACUCGGAGGUGCGGAAGACCAUCAGGGACCCCUGGUUCUGGGGGCUCUUUGCCUGGACCUACGUGGCGCUGGCGGCCACCUUCGGGCUGUGGCAGCUGCUGGCCUGCGUCACCUCGUCCCGCGAGGCGCUGGGGCCCAGCUCCGAGUCCCGCGCCGAGGUGGAGGAGAGCUGUGAUGGGGGCACCCCGAGGGACAAGAGGGAGGAGGCAGCAGGUCCCACCAUCCAUAAACUGCUGUCCUACACCAAGCCAGAUGCCUUCUUCCUGGGCAUUGCCUCCUUCUUCCUCCUGGUGGCCGCCCUGGGAGAGACCUUCCUGCCCUAUUACACAGGGCUGGCCAUCGAUGGCAUCGUGGUGCAGAAGAGCAUGGAUCGCUUCUCCACAGCAGUGCUGGUCAUGUCGCUGCUCGCCAUAGGAAGCUCAUUUGCCGCAGGUAUCCGGGGCGGCGUUUUUACGCUCAUCUUUGCCCGGCUGAACAUCCGCCUUCGGAACUGCCUCUUCAGGUCCCUGGUGUCUCAGGAGAUGAGUUUUUUUGAUGAGAAUCGCACAGGGGACGUCAUCUCCCGCCUGACGUCGGACACGACCAUCGUGAGCGACCUGGUCUCCCAGAACAUCAACAUCUUCCUGCGCAACGUGGUCAAGGCCACGGGCGUCAUCUUCUUCAUGUUCAGCCUCUCCUGGAAGCUCUCCCUGGUCACCUUCAUGGGCUUCCCCAUCAUCAUGCUGGUGUCUGAUGUCUAUGGGAAGUACUACCAGAAGCUCUCCAAGGAUGUGCAGAGCGCUCUGGCCAAGGCCAACAACACGGCUGAGGAAACCAUCUCGGCCAUGAAGACCGUCCGCAGCUUCGCCAACGAGGAGACGGAGGCCAACGUGUACUGGCAGAAGCUGCAGCAGGUGUACAAGCUCAACAAGCGGGAGGCCAUGGCUUACACCUACUAUGUCUGGUCCAGUGGGCUGACCCUGCUGGUGGUCCAGGUCAGCAUCCUUUACUACGGAGGGCACCUCGUGAUCUCUGGGCAAAUGACGAGUGGAAACCUGAUAUCCUUCAUCAUUUAUGAGUUUGUCCUGGGGGACUGCAUGGAGUCCAUCGGCUCCGUGUACAGCGGCCUCAUGCAGGGCGUGGGAGCUGCUGAGAAGGUUUUUGAGUUCAUUGACCGCCAGCCCACCAUGGUGCACGACGGCUCCCUGGCCCCGGAUCACGUGGAGGGCAAGGUGGAGUUCAGGAAUGUCAGCUUCUCCUACCGCACUCGCUCUGCCACCCAGGUCCUCCAGGACGUGUCCUUCACCCUGCACCCUGGCAAAGUGACAGCGCUGGUGGGCCCUUCAGGGAGUGGGAAGAGCUCCUGUGUCAACAUCCUGGAGAACUUCUACCCGCUGCAGGACGGGCAGGUGCUGCUGGAUGGGCGUCCCAUUAACAUGUACGAUCACAAGUACCUGCACUCCGUGAUCUCCCUGGUGAGCCAGGAGCCCGUGCUGUUUGCCCGCUCUAUUGCAGACAAUAUUUCCUAUGGCUUGGCCUCAGCCUCCUUCGAGUCCGUGGUCCAGGCUGCCCAGAAGGCCAACGCCCACAACUUCAUCACCGAGCUGCAGGACGGCUACCACACAGAGGCGGGGGAAAAAGGAGCUCAGCUGUCAGGGGGGCAGAAGCAGAGGGUGGCCAUUGCCAGGGCCCUGAUCCGAGCCCCUCCCAUCCUCAUCCUGGACGAGGCCACGAGCGCGCUGGAUGCGGAGAGCGAGCACGCGAUUCAGCAGGCGAUUUACGGCGACUUGCAGAACCACACGGUGCUUGUCAUAGCUCACAGGCUGAGCACUGUGGAGAGGGCACACAACAUCAUUGUGCUGGACAAGGGCCGCGUGGUGCAGCAGGGCUCGCACAAGGAGCUGAUGGAAGAAGGAGGCCUUUAUUCCAAGCUGGUGCAGAGACAGAUCCUGGGGCUGGAGGGGGGCGGCACGGACAGUGGCCAGCCCGCAGCCCGGGGGGACGCGGCCAAGGCGCCCGGGGGGCUGGAGGAGGAGUUCAGGAUAGACCAUUCCCAUCCCCAUUCCCUGCCGGCCGCCGCCAUGGCACAGGACGAUUUCACCAGCGCUGCUGCGCCCAAGUGAGGGCGGCCGGCGCUCGGACGCUCCCUGGGAUGGAUGGAGGUGGCAGAAGGAACAGCUGGGAUAUGGAGGUGGCAGAAAGAUCAGCUGGGAUAUGGAGGUGGCAGAACGGCGCCGCUGGCUCGCCCCACGUCACACACCCUGCACACCCCAACACACACCAUAGAGCUUCCUGCAGGACGCCUGCCAGCCAGCAAAGCAGGGAUUCACUCGAGGGAAUCCUUAGCAAUUCUCAGCAUUUCUACUGGGUUUCUUUUCUUACUUCCAGUAACUCCUCUCGACUGGGACUUUUCGCCCAUCGAUCUGCAUGUGUAACUGCUAUUAACUGUAAUGGAUGUUAAAUGCAUGCGUGGGGGGGGGGACGGUUGAAAACCCCUCCAGGAAUUUCAGGGGGUGGCUUUUGUGGCUGGAUAGAAAAACUGACUGUAAAGCAAGGUCCUGCUCCCUCUGUCAGUCUAUGGGGCUAAUCCAAAGUUGGCUGAAGCCUGUAGGGAGUUCCCUUUGGCUUUGGUGAAAACUGGAUCACUCCCAUGGAGCUGAACGCGGGAGAGUUUUGCACUGAGUGCCUGCAGGCUCAGGCUCUCAACCAUUGCUGCUGAGCUUGUAUUACGUAGUAUCCAUCCUUGCUGGGACAAGCCAGGGGACCGGGAGGCAGAUGUUACUUUCUGGUUUGCUCUUGGUGCUUGGUGGGUGUUUGUUUUUAAGGAUGAAACGUUUUACCAUAUCUGGGUUAGGUUUUGGGGCUUGGGGUUUUUUUUUGUUCGAUUUGUUUGUAGUUUUUUAACGUUAUUUGUGUGCACUGUGCAAUGUCUGUCUGGCGCCAGCAUCCACUGAAAAUUGGUCUGUUACUUCAGAAUUUUUUUUAACUCACAACCCCGGUGCUGGUGUGAAAAAAACCACUACUAAAGACAGGCAAAAAACACUAAAAAACAGCACUUUAUAAAUCCCACCAAAGCUUUGUUCAGCUUCAGGCCAUGCUAGCGACUUCACUGCAUGGGAAAUCCGUUCUGUCACGUUCCUUGAAGUCCAGCUUCAGCUGCCUGAACUUUAUAAUGUGUUUCUUUGAAUAUCAUUUAUUUUAGUAUGAGGGACAGAAAGAAAUGUGUUGCUCCUAGCCCUUUGGGGUAAUGGCUCUGGCUUAGUAGUGUUAUCCUGCUAUAGAUUGAUGAAAAAUCCUAUGCAGCCAGGCAAGUGCUGUUUUAAAAAUAGCAUUUCUAAGGGAACACUGACUUCAGACUCUGCAUAGUUAGGAAAUUCUCUCAAGCACUUUAGCUCUCAUGUUUUCUGAUACUUGAAUGCUGCUGCAUUUUCCUUUCCAGCAGGUUUGCAUUUUUGUUAUUGGCAAUGUUUUGUUUUCAUUUAGUGAUGUUUUACAAACUCUAAAUUUAGUGUCCUUGAGGGAGGGAUGCUCAAAAAAAAAUAAAAUACUACCUCUGCCACUCAA
This is a messenger RNA of Zonotrichia leucophrys gambelii, 4016 nucleotides long. It is a transcript of the gene ABCB9, whose product is annotated as ATP binding cassette subfamily B member 9. Gene Ontology annotation, cellular component: mitochondrial inner membrane; lysosomal membrane. Lineage: Eukaryota; Metazoa; Chordata; Aves; Passeriformes; Passerellidae. Gene Ontology annotation, molecular function: ATP binding; ABC-type oligopeptide transporter activity; ATP hydrolysis activity. The record is from RefSeq and is a predicted model, not a curated record. Gene Ontology annotation, biological process: oligopeptide export from mitochondrion. Bases 164 to 2575 code for a protein of 803 amino acids. The transcript is spliced from 12 exons.